CGCGCUCGGUGCCCGCUCAUGCUCACCCGAGCCAGCGCCCGCACGCACGCUCGGCCGCCCGCGCCCGCUCCCUUGCCUGCCCGUGUCGACUCGCCUGCCUGCGCCACUCGCGCCCGCGCCCGCGCGCUGGCGCCUGCUCGCCCCCGCUCGCGCAAAACGCGGAGGCUCCUGCCGUACCUUCUUAGGAUUCCCAAACCGCGCUCAAAAGCACCCUCCAGUAUUUAUCAUAGGCAAAGCAGAAAAGAGGGCGAGCGACGUAAAGCAGAAAAAAGAGCAAGAGAGAGCCGCCGACCACCACGCCUCACGCGAGGAAGAAGCCACGCCGGGCCGUACAGCCGAGAACGUGCGGUGGAGGAAAAGUCGCGGCCCACACGACCGACGGCACAACGCCACCUCCCAGACGGGACGGCGGACGGGACAGGCAACAGGGCGAGAGAAGGCGGAGAGUACGGGAGAAGGCAGACGGGACGUCGGACGGGACAGGCAACAGGGCGAGAGAAGACGGAGACCUAUCGGACGGGACAGGCAACAGGGCGAUUGAAGGCGGAGAGGCACCGCCACGAAGGCGGAGAGCAACGCCGCAUCGUACGGGGGGAUGCGACGGUGUUCCCGAGGGAGGACAGCGCUGGCGUCGCGGCUACGAAAUGA
Messenger RNA from Ananas comosus (pineapple), 648 nucleotides. RefSeq lists its product as uncharacterized. The transcript has 2 exons. Bases 19 to 648 code for a protein of 209 amino acids. The record is from RefSeq and is a predicted model, not a curated record. Lineage: Eukaryota; Viridiplantae; Streptophyta; Magnoliopsida; Poales; Bromeliaceae.